CUUAAACCAUCAGAGGAGGGAAGAGAGGGUGGCUUUCCUUCCCCCUUCCUCUGUAGGCGCGGAGAAUGGAGUAAACGAGAUACGUAAGGUUUGGAGGAGGGAAAGCAAGCGAGCAAGCAGUGGCUCUUUCUAGAGGAGGGAACUCGACGGCGGAAUCCAGCGAAAGGAAGCGAGAUAAUGUGCCAGGGACGAGGGGCUGCUGCCGCCUAGUCGCACGCGGAGCGAGAGAGCCGGGAGAGCCUCCUGAAAUUGACAUCCUCGUUGCAGCGUCCUGACGGAGCUUGUCAAUGGAGCUGGAAAACAUCGUGGCCAACACGGUCUUGCUCAAAGCCAGGGAAGGUGGAGGAGGAAAGCGCAAAGGUAAAAGCAAAAAAUGGAAGGAAAUCCUCAAAUUUCCUCACAUUAGCCAGUGUGAAGAUCUUCGAAGAACAAUAGAGAGAGAUUACUACAGUUUAUGUGACAAGCAGCCAGUAGGAAGACUUCUCUUUCGCCAGUUCUGUGAGACUCGCCCAGAGCUUGAGUGCUGUAUUAGGUUUCUUGACUCAGUGGCAGAAUAUGAAGUUACUCCAGAUGAAAAACUGGGAGAGAAAGGCAAAGAAAUUGUGAUGAAAUACCUCAUCCCAGAGUCUCCAGCUUAUGUAGCAGAGGUCAGUCAAGAUCUUGUCCAUCAGACAGAAGAAAAACUUGAAAACAGCCCUUGUAAAGAGCUUUUCUUACCUUGUGUGAAAUCUGUUCAGGACUACUUAAGUGGACAACCGUUUCAAGAAUAUUCAGACAGCAUGUAUUUUGAUAGAUUUCUCCAGUGGAAAUGGCUGGAAAGACAACCAGUAACGAAAAACACAUUUAGGCAGUACAGGGUAUUAGGAAAAGGUGGUUUUGGGGAGGUAUGUGCUUGCCAAGUACGAGCGACUGGAAAAAUGUAUGCGUGCAAAAGGUUAGAGAAAAAACGAAUAAAGAAGAGGAAAGGUGAAUCCAUGGCCCUAAAUGAAAAGCAGAUUCUAGAAAAAGUCAAUAGUCAAUUUGUAGUCAACUUAGCCUAUGCCUAUGAAACCAAGGAUGCACUCUGUUUAGUUCUGACCAUAAUGAAUGGAGGGGACUUGAAGUUCCACAUCUACAAUAUGGGAAACCCAGGCUUUGAGGAAGAAAGAGCUUUGUUUUAUGCAGCAGAGAUUCUUUGUGGCUUGGAAGACCUUCAUAGAGAGAACAUUGUGUACAGGGAUUUGAAGCCAGAAAAUAUCCUGUUAGAUGAUUACGGCCAUAUCAGAAUAUCUGAUUUGGGUCUAGCUGUUAAAAUCCCUGAGGGUGAAUCAAUCCGUGGACGGGUAGGAACAGUUGGCUACAUGGCUCCAGAAGUCUUGAAUAACCAGCGAUACACUCUUAGCCCUGACUACUGGGGUCUAGGUUGUCUGAUCUAUGAAAUGAUUGCAGGACAAUCACCCUUUCGUGGGAGGAAAGAGAAAGUGAAGCGAGAAGAAGUAGACAGGAGAGUCCUGGAGACUGAAGAGGUGUAUUCCCAUAAGUUUUCUGAGGAGGCAAAGUCUAUUUGUAAAAUGCUACUGACCAAAGAUGUGAAGCAAAGACUGGGCUGUCAGGAAGAAGGUGCGGCUGAAGUAAAGAGGCACCCGUUUUUCAAGAGCAUGAAUUUCAAACGCUUAGAAGCAGGAAUGCUGGACCCUCCUUUUGUCCCUGAUCCUAGAGCAGUAUACUGCAAAGAUGUGUUGGACAUCGAACAGUUUUCAACUGUCAAAGGAGUGAACCUGGACCAAACUGAUGAUGAUUUCUAUUCCAAGUUUUCCACUGGCUCUGUAUCUAUUCCAUGGCAAAAUGAGAUGAUAGAAACAGAGUGCUUUAAAGAACUAAAUGUAUUUGGACCAAAUGGUACUAUCUCACCAGACCUUAACAAAAGCUACCCACCGGAACCACCGAAGAAAGGAUUGCUGCAUAGAAUAUUUAAACGUCAGCAUCAGAACAAUUCCAAGAGUUCUCCAAACUCAAAGGCCAAUUUAAAUCAUCAUAUAAAUUCCAAUCAUGUAAGUUCAAACUCCACUGGAAGCAGCUAGUUCUGCCUCGGCUUUUGAGAACCUGCACUUUGCAUCCUUCCACUAUAUUGUAUUGGAGCGUCAAGGAUGAGAGAGCAACUGCCAUUGAGCUAGAAGAUCAACUGUCUCCUACUGAGGGAGACCUUUUCCUCUCCGUUCCUCCCAGCGGAACCUCCCAUUUUACAAAGAAUUUUCCUCUCAGGUCUGUUUUUGGAGGUGGCACUUGAGGUCUUGUGACUCAACGUUGUCUCUGCAGGACAUUGCAAUAGAAAUCAGAGUCUGACAACUUGCACGUAUUUAAAACAGCAUCAUAACUAGAACUGAAUUUUGUCCUUAUUAUUUUUAAAGGAAAGGUUUUGUAAAUUUCUCUAUUGUCUUGGUUUACAUUUUGUACAUUUGUAUUUAAAUGAAAGUCAGACUUGGGGAUGUAUAUUUUCUGAGCAGCAGCUUGUAAAGCCAUGUGUUUUAAGGUUUUUGUUUGUUUGUUUUUUAAAGAAAAACAAAGUGAUCAAGACUUCCAGAGCCUCAAAAUGAGAUUUUUAUUUUUUUUUCAGAUAUAUAAAAAACUAUUUGUAUGUUCCAUUUUUCCAUAUCUGUUCUGUUGGUAUGAAUUUUUAUAGCAUACUCCAUUCUUUUUUCAUCAGUCUAUUUGGUUUACAGCAACACUGCAGACUAGUGUCUUCCCUCUGUUUAGUUGUUUUGUUUUCUUUUCUUUUUCAAACACCUUGAUUUCAGUGCAAACUCAAAACAAGAUUUGCCAUCUCUAAGGAGGCUGCGAUUGUCUGCGGUUCAGGAUGUCCUGGGACCAGCCUAGUUGCUAUUUGCACUUUUUGUAGUUCGGUUACCAUUUUAUGUCACUGAAAAGUCAACCCUGUUUAAAAUCCCUCCCCUCUUCUCCUUUCCUGGGCUGGUUUCCAGCAUUUCUGUUGUUACAGAAAGAGAAGAACAGCCGCAGAUAGUCAUCUGCUCCCCGCAUGGAAGCUCCAGUCAGGAACAUACUAACAGUCCAUCUUGACAAGUGGGUUUCCGCAUGCCAUAGAGAAGGGAUGUUAGAUACGUGUUGGAUAUGCAGCAGUGCUCGCUUAACUGUUCUCCUCCCACUGCAUUGAUCUACAGUGCAUCGUUGCACCUGCCCUUCUGCAUGGAAUCCCAGGGCAAGUGCCGAACUGUUGCGAUUGCUGCGCUCGACGUGCCAGCGGUGCUUCCCAUCGUUCCUGCUCUUAUGGGUGCAAUUUCUUGUGUUCUGCCCUCUGUGGCUUAUGAGAUCAUCAAGAGAAGGCUUGCCAUGAGUCCAAAGCUCAGCUCUUGGUGGCACCCUCCUCACUGUAUAGCAUUUCUUUUCUACCCCAUCUCCAGUGUUCCAGGAAUUUCAGAGACAGAAUGUACCUCUAAUUUAUACCUCCCCAUAUAAUUUGUGGGAAAGCAUGUCACAUGGUUACGAGUUCUUUGACACCUUUGGCCAUUUGAAUCUCCUUUUCCUGCUUUAUGAGGUGUGUCUGAGUCAUGGGGAUUUUUUUAAACUCUAAUUGGAUGAGUGAAACUUUUGACAGUAGUGUAUAAUGAAGAAUGAAUUACUAAAGUUUAUUAUUUUGUUUGUGUGGAAGAUAUUAAUGACUGCUUUUGAAAACAGUUCUUUGAAACAGGAUAUUGGAAAGGAAUAUCCAUUUUUACUUUGAUCUUGGGGCUAAAAAAUCAUUCAUUAAAUCAAGAGCAUUAAGAUGAAUAAACAAAAGGAAAUUAAAUAAACCCAGGUGAAUACCUUUUGGACACAAAAUACUACCAUUUCUACUCAGAGGAUCAGAAACAGUUAUUACCCACUUUAAAAGAUACAUGAUUUUAGCCUUCUCAGCAUAUUUGACAUAUACAUUUUGACCAGUAGGAAGGCAUAAUAUCUCAAAGAUUCAAUAAAUCAAUUUUAAAUUUCUCUAAACCUGUGAGAUAUACAGUAUAUCACAGAAGUGAGUACACCCCUCACAUUUUGUAAAUAUUUUAUUAUAUCUUUUCAUGUGGCAACCC
This is a messenger RNA of Varanus komodoensis (Komodo dragon), 4055 nucleotides long. It is a transcript of the gene GRK5, whose product is annotated as G protein-coupled receptor kinase 5. Gene Ontology annotation, biological process: protein phosphorylation; regulation of signal transduction; signal transduction. The coding region runs from base 288 to 2060 and encodes 590 amino acids. NCBI's taxonomy places the organism in Eukaryota, Metazoa, Chordata, Lepidosauria, Squamata, Varanidae. The record is from RefSeq and is a predicted model, not a curated record. Gene Ontology annotation, cellular component: cytoplasm. Gene Ontology annotation, molecular function: ATP binding; G protein-coupled receptor kinase activity. The transcript is spliced from 16 exons.